UCGAACCAAUAUGCUCGUCCUUAAGGCCACUUUAUAUUCCAGCAAUUUUGUAUUUUUUGGCCUGGGCUGCGGCUUGAUGUGGAGCGGGGUGUGGCUGGCCUCGGAAGCGGACUACGUCAACUUGAGCCAACUGCUCCAUGGAUCUCUUCCCAGGCCGAUCCUCUACUACCUCACCUUCGCUGUCAUCAUCCUUGGGGUCGUCAUCGCUUCUUUGGCUCUCCUAUCCUGCUCUGCCGUUGCUCUCCUCAACAAGCUCUUGUUUGCAUUGUUUAUAUUUGGGAUUAUUGUCCUUCUCAUUGGAGAAAGUGCUUUGAUAAUCUUCGUGGCAGUUACCCCCAAGUACCUCGGCCUGGCCAUUGACAAGAAUCAGCUGGUUGAUGAUUGGCAACGCAACUACGGUGUUCCUGGUCGGGAACAGUACACGGCUGCAGUGGACUACAUGCAGAGUGUGUACAGCUGCUGCGGCGUAGUUAGCGGCAAAGACUUCGUCACGUCUUGGUGGAAAUUGAGGGAGUUGGCUGCUCCGGAUCUUGUGGUCCCGUUGUCCUGUUGUAAGCAGUUGCCGCACCAUACUCACUUAGAUCCUCUACCGGCCAAUCAGACAGCUUGCCAAGACGAAGACUUGGAAGUCCACCGAACUGCAAGGUUCAUUGAAAGCUGCUCUGAUCCUCUCAAAAUUUGGCUCGACUCAAAUAUAUACAGGAUGCUAAAAUAUUCCCUAUUUUGCAUUUUGUACCAGCUCUACAUACUCUUGUCUUCCAUCUACGGUUGCCUUCAAUUUUUUUCCAAAAACAAGAGCUGACGAAUCGCUUUCUGUUGUGUAAAAGUUUUUCCGAAAUUCGUUUCGGAUAAUUUCAACCUCAAAUCUAGACUGUCGUCCAAGGAAUCGGCAGCCGUGCCGCGUGUUGAAAUGAUAAUUUAAAAGUUUGAAAUUCAUAUAUAUUUUUUUAUGUGUGUAAAUAAUGGUAUUGUAAAUUUAAUUUGUUGUAACAGAUUUUGAUAUUAAUAUUUUUUUAUUGUUAGAGCUUUAACUUUUUCUUUUUCUAUUUAUCUAUUUCAAAUAAAAUGAUUGUCUAUUCCAGUUAUUGUGGUUCGUUACGUAAACCUUUACUAGUGUGGGUGAUGUAAGAAGAGCUAAU
Molecule: messenger RNA, 1139 nt
Organism: Nezara viridula (southern green stink bug)
Lineage: Eukaryota; Metazoa; Arthropoda; Insecta; Hemiptera; Pentatomidae
Source: the annotation of a GenBank genome assembly